AACAGUCAGCUAUGUUUUGCGGUUUAUUAAUAUUUUAUGCAUUUUGCAUUUUAAAAAUGACAUCUGGAGAUCCUUCAUCUUUAUAUCUCAAUGAGAUUCGCAGUUUGAGUGAAUUACCAAUGGAUAAACUGAUUCACAUAAGAUCUUCCCUCGCAAAUAAUAAUGAUGUUAACGAAAAUGAAAAUGAAGAUAUCGAUAUGUACAGUAGAAGAUUACCAUUGACACUGCCAAUGGCUUUGCCGGUGGCAUUGAAGAGAAAUAGCAAAAAGCCUAUGAGACGACAUGAGGAACACUAUGAUGAAAAAGGCAAGGACACGAAGAUUUCAAAGAUCUUUCAAUUGGCAGUAACUGCGCUCUCUUUUCUCGCAUUCGGUGGUUAUCUCCUUACACUAAUAAUUACAGCGAUUCGUCGCAAUAGUACGCCCAACGGAAACGGAAAUGUCCUCAUAUUCUCGAAUUUGCAAAGCCUACAGAAACUAAACCGCCCCAAACGGAAUAUUUUAAUAUUCGAUGCGAUGGAGAACAACUUUGAAACAGACAAACUCUAUGAAGGAAUGAUUAUGCUUUCGAGAAGUUACGCCUUGUAUAAUUGACCACAAAUCGUAUAAACUCUGUAUUCUAUA
Temnothorax curvispinosus is the source of this 623-nucleotide messenger RNA. RefSeq lists its product as uncharacterized. The record is from RefSeq and is a predicted model, not a curated record. NCBI's taxonomy places the organism in Eukaryota, Metazoa, Arthropoda, Insecta, Hymenoptera, Formicidae. The coding region runs from base 12 to 593 and encodes 193 amino acids. The transcript has 3 exons.